CCACACUUAUUAAACUUUUACUCUGUGAGUCUCGGGGCGACGUGCAUAACUGCUUUUCAGAGUCUCGCAGAGAGAUAGAGAGAGAAAAAGCCACCAUCCCCGACAUUCACCACCCCACCUCCAAGCAAGUCUGGCUCGUCUGGGUUAUUUCAAGUUCGCUGCGUGAAAAAAUUGUGGUCUGGCAAGAGACCUGAUUCACGGAGCUCGCUUAAUUAGUCUGGGAGUUCGGUUUGGGGGUUGCGCCCGUCAAGCCUCUGUGUGUACAGACCGUCUCAAACAGGAGAUUCAUCAGAGCCGUCGGGAAGGCGGAGAAGAAGAGGCAACAGCAGCAGGAGCAGCAGCAGCCGUUGUUAAACUUUUGAAAACAAAGACUGCUCACGCCAUCCACCACUCCGCUCCGCUCCGCAAACCCAGCCACCCGAAACCCCACACCACUGCUCAUCUAACAUAGCCCCCCCCCCCCCACACACACACUUUCCCUCGUUGCACCGAGAGACCGACCGGCGGCAGCUGUUUUGUUUCCGGGCCGACCGACCGAGCGGACGGACGGUCAAUAGGAGAACCGUGACCGACGAAAGGACACCCGAGGGAGGGUCGCGCGACCCGCAGGCAUGCGGCCCGCGGGCCCCCGAGCUCACGAGACCGUCAUGCCGCUGGUCGUGGCCCUUGUGGUCGCCCUGGGUGUCGGGGCGUUCGCUGCAGAUGACCUCUCCGACAGCCACCCCUGGGACUCGGCCGACGCGACCUCGAGCCCAGGAACAGCGGCGCUGGGCGACUACGAGAUCGUCCACCCUGUCCGCGUUGCCGCCUCGGGCUCCUUCCUGUCCCGCCGCGUGAGCCACCACGCCCGGCCACCCCACAACCGCAGCCCGCAGCGCCGGCACGCGCCCUCCGGCGAUCAGCCAGCCGGCACGGACCCCCCAAACCCGCCGAGCCUGCCGAAACCCCCGGAGCCUCCGUCGGUCUUCUACAACCUGAGCGUGGGCGGGCAGCACCUCCACUUGCGUCUGGAGCUCAACCAAGGCCUGCUUGCGCCCGGGUUCCUGCUGGAGCGCCGGCUGGACGGGAGAACGGGGGGUCCGGCUGGCGUCAUGACGAACCGGUCUGCGAGGGUCAGCCUGGAGCGGCCCCGCAAGGGGAACACGUGCCACUUCCUAGGCCGGGUGCUGGAGGGAGGCAAGGAUCUGGGCCACGCCGCCAUCAGCACCUGCGCUGGCCUGACGGGGCUGAUCCGGCUGCCUCGGGGCGACUACUUCAUCGAGCCUCUCACGGAGCCUCCCGGCCAAGGGACCGGCCAAGGGCGGCCACACGCCGUCUACCGCCGGCACGCCGGGGCCAGCAGCCGCCCGCGCGCCAACGGGACGUGCGCCGUGCCAGACUCACCUGUGGAGGCGAGCCGGGUGGAGCUGCAACGCGAGCGCUGGGAGGAGCGGCGGAGGCGGGCGACGGUGCCGGGCAGGAAGAUCGUGGGGCGCUCGCGUGAGGUCAGCCACGAGCGCUGGGUGGAGGUCCUCGUCGUCGCCGACGACAAAAUGGUGGACUACCACCGUAAGGGCAGCACCGAGGCCUACGUCUUCACCGUCAUGAAUAUGGUCGCCGGAUUGUUUCGUGAACCGAGCAUCGGGAACCUCAUCAAGGUGGUCCUGGUGCGAGUGAUCCUUCUUGAGCAAGAGGAGCAAGACCUGAAGAUCGUCACGAAUGCUGAGAAAACUCUGGCCAGCUUUUGCAAGUGGCAGAAAAACAUUAAUGUCGGAGAUGAUUCACACCCAAACCAUCACGAUGUGGCCAUUCUUCUCACCAGGAGGGAGCUGUGCGCGGGACGGGGUGAACCGUGCGGGACCCUGGGUCUGUCGCACCUCUCGGGGAUGUGCGUCCCGCAGCGCAGCUGCAACGUGAACCAGGACAUGGGCCUGCCCCUCGUCUACACGGUGGCGCACGAGCUGGGGCACAACCUGGGCAUGCGCCACGACGGGCAGGGCAACGAUUGCGAGCCCGGGGCCCUGGGCCACCCGCUCGUCAUGGCGCCGCACAUCGUCUACGACUCGGCCUCCCUGGGCUGGUCGAGCUGCAGCCGGCAGUACAUCACGCGAUUCCUCGACCGGGGAUGGGGCCACUGCCUGAACGACUGGCAGAGCCACCACUUUGUCCCCACGGGGAUGCCCAUGGUGCCACCCGGAGUUCUCUACGAUGCCAACCACCAGUGCCGCCUGCAGUACGGCACCACCUCGGCCCACUGCCCCAGGAUGGGGGAUGUCUGCCGUGCGCUGUGGUGCGAAGUGGGAACCGCGUGCUACUCCAAGUACGACGCCCCGGUGGACGGCACGUGGUGCGGCGACAACAAGUGGUGCGUGGGAGGAGAGUGCGUGGCGGCGGGGACGUGGCCCAUCCACGUGCGCGGCGCGUGGGGUCCCUGGAGCUCCUGGUCGGUGUGCUCGCGAACGUGCGGCGCCGGCGCCCAGAGCAUGGAGCGGCAUUGCAACAACCCCACCCCGCGAUUCGGAGGAGAAUACUGCACGGGCGACUGGCGCCGGUACCGCGUGUGCAACACCGAGGCCUGCCCCCUCAACGGCACCUCCUUCCGCCAGCUGCAAUGCAGCGAGUUCGACAAGGUUCCCUACAGGCGGCAGAUGUACACCUGGCUGUCCGUGCCGUACCCCGAUAACCCCUGCGAGCUGCACUGCCGCCCCAAGGAUGGCCGCUUUUCAGAGCGGCUGAGAGACUCGGCUGCCGACGGCACGCCGUGCGGCCUGCCCUCGGAAGGCCUGAGCAUCUGCAUAAACGGUAUCUGUAAGAAGCUGGGAUGUGACUUUGUGAUCAGCUCCCUGGCCACGGAAGACCGCUGUGGCGUCUGCAAAGGCGAUAAUUCCACCUGCAGAACCAUCUCGCGAAACUUUGAUCUACAGGAGGGAUUUGGGUACGUGGACGUAGGCCUCAUUCCCGUGGGCGCGCACGACGUGCUGGUGGAGGAGCUAGCCGAGGCCGGCAACUUCCUGGCACUGCGAACCGCCGAGGGCGGGCGGCCGCUGCUUAACGCUGGCUGGGUCAUCCAGUGGAGUGGCGUCUACCCGCUGGCCGGAACCACCUUCACGUACCAGCGGCAUCAGAACCACGAGAGGCUGAGCGCGCCGGGACCGACGCAAGAGCGCAUCUGGAUACAGCUCCUGUACCAGGCGAGGAACCCCGGCGUUCGCUUCCAGUACACAGUAAACAGCCCGUGGGCAGUGCGCGGCGGAGGCGCUGCGGGAGCCUCAAAUUCGCGUCCAAGCUUCUCCUGGCUCUACGGCUCCUGGACCGAAUGCUCAAGCACCUGUGGAUCAGGUGUGCAGUACAGGGAGCCGCACUGCACGGAGGCGUCGCUGGGAAUUGUCGAGAAAAGGUUCUGUGACCCCGCCACGUUGCCCAAUGACACGCGGAAGGAAUGCAACACGCAGGACUGCCCGGCACGUUGGUGGACGGGAGAGUGGCAGGAGUGUUCGACCAGCUGCGGGGAGCUGGGCGUCAGCAAGCGGAGCGUGCGGUGUGAGCGUGGCGGCAGAGCAGCUGGGCCCCACGAGCCCAGCCUCCCAGACUCCCACUGCUACCAAAGGCCCAAGCCGAAGACGCGCACUCCGUGCAACCGAGGGAUGCCCUGCCCUGCCCGCUGGCUCGUCGGCGACUGGUCCCAGUGCUCCGUGUCCUGCGGUGGGGGCCACAGGACGCGUGCCACCUACUGCGACAAUCGCCGAAACAGGACAGCCUGCGAGGGCAAGGCCCGGCCUGCCGCUAUGGAAGAAUGCAAUCUCACCGAGUGCCCACCCGCCAGUGACAGGCACCAAAGCGUGCCAAAGCAUGGCGUCAAAGGGCGUCAUCGGGACAUGUCCAACGAGCUGCAACCGCGCCCACAUUUUGUCCCACCACUAGACCAGCUGCUGCCCAGUGGCAACGGCGGACCCCUCGAUAGUUUCGGCAAACCGGUGAGCACCGGCCAGGGUCAUGGGUCGGGGGAAAUUCACGAGAGGAACCAGCUGCCUUCUGCCGAACCGGAGUCUUCGGGAGACAAGGGCGACAACUCCAUCAAAGGAAGGCUUUACCACCAGCAUCAAAAGGGAAUUGGGAAAAACAAGUUUAAGAACAACAUGCUGGUGGACCUCUUCGAUUAUGACUACAACUUCAUUGGUUUUCACGAAGAUCUGCUCAUCAAAGACUUUUAUAAGAACGGACCCGGGGCCGGCACGGCCUUGCAGUUGACACCGUUGAAAGGCUUCCAGUCAGAUGCGCCAUUAAUGCUGUUGAGAGAUGAAGCCGUAUCACCCACUGGGGAUUCUGGUCCUGUUCCCAAGCCAGACCACUUAGAGCGAAACCAGAGAAAUGGUUUUCAGGAGCAGUUCAUUAUCAGCAGCACUCCGGAUGAUAUGUUCAUCUUGGAAGAAAGGCUCGGAGCAUCUGGAACUGCGCCGCCCGACAUAGUGACAAAUGUAGCGCGAAAAUCCCAAAAAACAAGCUCUACCGUCCGUAUUAUUAACGAUGAAUAUACCGCUCAGUCCCACUUCAGUGACUCUGCCACUGCGAAGACUUUAUUAGAGAGCCCCAGCCGCAUGCAUUCCCAUGGUUACCUUCCAGCAUCGCCCACUCAGACCACGGCAGAGAAAAGCUCAGGCGCACACACCUUUGAGAUGGCGUCACCGAGCAGCACACCGAUAGCCAGAAGUAAAAGGCUACCAGCCCUUGACGUUUCUCGAAGCGUUGCCGUUAAGAGUACAGGGAAAGAAGCCACGACAGUGGCAGGGCUGCACGAUGUGGCCACAUCGGCGCCUGACGGCAACAGUUUCAGGUCAGCUGCAUCACAAAGGCCCGGACAAAUCGAAGCACCGGGCGCCUUGCCGAUGGCAGAGAGCGUGGACGAUGAGAGCACAGAUGAAACCCACACAACAGGAAGGUCAAAUUCACGUCUCGCAGUGGGGCCCAAGGAACCAGCGGAAAACUUCAAUGAAGUCACGCUCACUAACGCAAGUGUGGAUGUUGGUGCAACUAAAGAUUCUUUAAACCAAAAAAGUAUAUUUGAUGACAUCAUCGGCUAUGAUGAUGAUGAGGGUGCUGGUGGUGGUGGUGAUGGCACUGACAUUGAUCAAAUUGAUGGUGAUUCUAGUCCUCCAGAAAGAGACUGGUGGAUGGAAAUGGACUCGGAUGAAUUUACCACAUCCACAACGUCGCCCUUGGCCACCAAGCAACCUUCCGCUACCUCCUCGUUUGAGAAGUCCAAUAGUGCAAACGAAAGUCCUGGUUUGCCUGGACACUGGUUCGUGGGUGUCUGGAGUGAGUGCUCCGUGAGCUGCGGGCUGGGAGCCAUGUGGAGAGCCGUGCGGUGCAGCUCUGGCCGGCUCGACGAUUGCGACGCUGCCAAGCGGCCGGAGCCGGCACGCCGAUGCCACGUUCGCCCCUGCGCCGUUUGGAUCGCGGGCAACUGGAGCAAGUGCUCGGAGGAGUGCGGCGACGGCGGGGUGAAGAUACGUGUGGUGCAGUGCGUGGAUGCGCACAAGCCCGGCCGGGCCUUGCGUCCGUUCCACUGCCACUCACGGGGAUACACACCGCCCACCAGCCUCGCCUGCAACUCACAUCCCUGCCCCGAGUCGAGCACCGGCAAUUGGAGCCAAUGCUCGCGUGAGUGCGGCGGAGGUUGGCAGCACAGGUCGGUGACGUGCCCCCCGGGACGUCGGUGUGACGAUGACGGCGACGCAAGGCCCAAGCUCCCCCCAAUUGCCCUCCGCCCCUGCAAUCCGCAACCGUGUCUCGAGUGGAUGGUCGGGCGGUGGGGAGAGUGCAGCGUCUCCUGCGAUGGAGGUGUCCAGCAUCGGAUGGUGCAGUGUGUGAUUGCGGCGACGCGGCAGCCAGGAGGAAACGGGACGCGGUGCGGAACUCUGCCGCGUCCGGAGACGAUCCGAGCCUGCGGCACGCACGCCUGCGACACGAUACCUGAGUCCACGUGCCACGAGGACGCGAUGCCGCCCGUGUACUGCGGGCUGCUCGCGACCACCGGAGGCUGCGUCGCGCCGGGCGGGCGCUCUGAGUGCUGCAGGACGUGCCGCCGGUUCGCGGUCGCCGGCCCGCACGGAGACGCCGGCGGGGAGCCCUCCCCGAGGGUGGCAAUGGGCACGGUUUGACACCGGUGGUGGUGGUGGUGAUGAUGGAGCAGUGUGUGUGUACGUAUAAAAAUCUACGUGUCCUCCAUCACCAUGUACACAAGCAUCUCCUAAAACUAGUGUUGGCCAAUUUGUUGUUAAUUUUUCAACUUGACUUUUUGCAAUUAAAUAUCGGUUCGAUGAUGAUGAUGUGACUACCAACGCAGUCGAUAGUCAAAUUCGGUAAUCUUAUCAAACGAACGAUCGCUGGCCCACAGAGGGCCUUCUUACUGCUGCUCCUGGCCGUUCGGAUAAAUUGGACAUGAGACCUCUGGACACAUCGCAUUCAAACCUCCUCCUCCACAAGCGAGCCGCUCACUCACAGUCCACCGGCACUCGCUAUUCGCUGCCCGUUGAGAUGUUAGUUUGAAUCGAUCAAUCGAUUUAGUCAAAAGUCGAUCAAUUCCAUUGGACGGCUGCUCGUUGCGGAACGCCGCUCGUCACGCUGGAAGGAAGGCGCACAGUCAGGCAGUGCUGCCACACGGGUGCACAUCGCGUUGUACACAUGGGGGACCUUUGAAUUUACAUCGUCGGGAUUUGGAAAUUCAUCACAAACAUAUUGCGUACAAAAGAGCACACCGUAUGGUGUGUACUCUAAUCGUACUGGCAAGCUGUUUUAUUGUUUUUUUUUUAUAGCUUCACGAUUAUACAAGUGCACCGAUGCAUUGUCGUCCAUUGCAAAGAGCGUUAGCAGUAAGCAAUCAUAAAAGCAACCUCAGAAGUGUUUAUUAACAGUUUGUGCACAUCCAGACAUUGCUUUGCAUAUCCAUUAUAUGAUACAUGCAGUGGAACAAUGCACCAUAUUUAUUUCACGGGUUGGUAGGUAUUCAUUUGCAUUCAAACAACGAUGACCUUUUUUUUUUUAAACCGUCACAUUGAGUUUGUUUUUCAGGUCUACAACAAUCAGGCGAAAUAAAUUGGUUUGCUUUAAAAAAAAUACUGCUUAUUGCUGAAACACAACAUACAGUGAUACCAUUAAUUAAUUUUCAGCGGAAUCUGCCUAAUAUCAUUGUGGUCUCAAAGCUCGUAACAUUAAUCAACAGUGACCCUCGAUGGACGGGGGCCAAACAAACAAUAUUAGUGUGCACCAGCAUGUAACAUUUAAUUGUUUCCUCAGUGUCUAAAUACACGUUUGCGUACCAUUUAAUUUUUCCAUAGAGCAAAAAAAAACCGGUCGUGGUGGAUUCACUGCACCCGGAAUAUUAUUCGUAGGUUUAAAGCAAUGCCACCUGUUUGUCAUGCACGAUGCAGCCUCUUCCGCUGACAGAUUAAGACAAGCACAGAAGCCAAGCCCAUUCCUCCACGGUGCAUCCUCGCAGUCUAGCUGUUAAUUUCAACAACGAACCGCUGCGAGCGAGCUAGCAGUGAGUACGUACGUUGAACUUCUUUCGCACCGUACGUUAGCCGACCGCACUAAUCGGAGGUGCGGGGGCAGGACAACAAUACUAAACACAAAAAGCAGUUCUCGAGAAAUUCGUUUUAAAUCCAGAUUUUUUAAACAGCUCCAGUGGCUCCCUUAUAUCAUGCCGGGUGUUAUUUGGGAUUUGUUUUCAGCGAUGACACAAAAUAACUAUUCUCGUCAAAAUAUAAUCAGAAUCUUUAUUUAUCCUGGAGAAAUCCGAUUAGCUAUGAAGCUCCUUUUUCCCAUAGAUGUCUAGUAGGGGGCGGCUCAGACCGAUACAACAACAACCCCCGCUAGGAGUGUAAAGUAUCGUAAAGGUAAGCAAAUCACUGAAAAUAAAUUAAUAAGUAGCAAAUAAACUAUUUUUAUUUUACGAGGUAAUGCCCAUUGAGCUAUUUGUUCUUUUUCAGAAGCAACCUGGUCCCAAAUGAUAGCUCAAUGAAGUGGCUUAUGUGCAAAUUUAUAUCAGUCGAAAAAAUCUAAAUGCAUGUUUCUAAAUGUGGAGUGAAAAAACAGAGGACCCAGAGAAGAAAACCCACGCGAUCACAGUGAGAACACGUACAACUCCAAAAAUACAGCAGGCGCCAGGGUCGGGAUUGAACUGACGGCAUCCUGCAUACCAGACGAGAAAGAUAACAUCAAAUAGAACAGUUUAUAAUCUGUCAAAACACAAGAUGAAUAACGUGAAGCUGAAAAACUGUGACAACCGAGACAUUGGCCAGUCACCAGUCUGGCUUAAAAAAAAUCCAACAGCUGGUGACAUCGUAACUUCAGUCUGAGAGGAGAGAGGGUUGCUGAGAGCAUAAUCAUUCUCAUGCGAAACGUGUGGAUUAUGGGAGUGAGACUACAUCGAUUAGUAUAGAUUCCUAAGGCUCACGUUCCAUGAGAAAUUGUGCACAUAAGAAUUAAUGUUCAUUUGGUUUAUGCUAAUUACCUUGAAAUUAUAAUCUAAUAUCUCAAUUCGGCAAAUGGUGUGAACAAAACUCUACAAACGUCAUAAAAAUUAUAAUUGAAAAACAAUACAAACGAGACCGUAAAAAACGAGAUACAAAAAUUAUACCUUCUUGAUUCAAAUUAUGCCCUGAAUCUGCAUGAUCCAUCGACUCAUUACACCCCCAAUGCAGGAAGGAGUUUAAUUAACUACAGUAAUUAGAAGCAGGAACAAGGAUUAAGAAUGCACCGGUGCUGGAUUUACACCAGAUGGGAACUCUUGAGGAAGCUGCAUCGAUUAGUGGAGCCAAUCUGCUGGGGGAAACGCUCAGAGGCCACUUCCUACAAAUUCCAAUUAUUGAAUUAACAAAAUUAUUUGGUGGUACAGGAGCACAAAUGCAAUAAAAAAAACCUAAACACAUGCGUCAAUAACACUGUUGCCCUAAAAGGGAAAAAAAUAUAAUGGGUAAUGCUUCAGGCGAUGGUCCUUCUUCAUAGAACCUGUGCCAUGUUUUACGCGCUAUGACGAAGGUCCAUUGUCCAAAGCAUCGCCCUAUUAUAGAGUUCCCAUUUAAGGCCACACAGCCUGAUUGACGAAUGUUGACCAUUUUUGCGAUUCAGAGUAUCGAGUUGACACCACCUGGGCUGAGUUUGUUUCCCUGUUCGAAGGCCAGAGCCCACGAAUCGCCACCACCAAAUCUCGACACAGACACGAUCGUUCUUCCCGAGCCGCUUCGCUGUUCUCGAAGGUCAAAGUUCUACCUGUGUGGUCUCAGAGAUGUUUGAUUUCCGAGGUGGGUGCCGAGCUGAGUGCUCUCUCGUUUUUGCUGCACCUUAAUAUUGUUGCUAUCUCUUCAGGCCCAUCGGUGGCGGUUACUAAAUUUUUUUGCGGGAAGCACAGCCCGGAGGCGUUGAUGUCAAGACUGCGGUAACAUUUGUGGCCUUGAAGGAGAUAAGUGACGUGCACACGUGUCUGUGUAUACACUCGUCCACAAACAAACAAAGGUUCCUCACAUAGCGUACAUAGGCUAUUUGGGGCAAGUGCUGUUAGUGCAAUGGAUAAGGGGAUGGUGUGGUCAGAACAACACCUGACCGUCUUUGUCUCUCCCUGUGAUGUUUGCGCAUCACGUAAUAUGCUCACGUACUAAGGGGAGGCGCGGGAUUGCUUUAGAUAUUCACCACUGAUACUGGCCAUGGACUGGAAUCAAACUCGGGUUGCCGAGUACAUAGCGUAGUGCAAUCACCACGACGCCACUGAUCCACCCAUACAAAGAUCCCCCGUGUGGGCUACAGAGACUUGGAGCAAGUGUUGUUAGCUAGCACCUAUGCCAGACACACAACAUGCUCAUACUUAGGGCAUGUAUGCAUACGUCGCAGGGACCAUAAUACUGCCAAGUGAGGAGAAACUAAAAUAUAGCAAUUUGUAAAAUAUGUGAACAAAUGCCUUUCAUGCACAGAGUGUGACUGACAUUUGUUUGAUGUUGCUCAUCACGUUUGUUUUUCUGUUCGUCACCAUUUUAAUUACCUUAUAAUCGCUUUAAUCUUUUUAAAUAUGUCAAUGCAAAAGCUAUGCACAUAAUGUAUAAUUCGUUGUGCUACUGUUUUGGGGUUGUUAUUUUGGUGGGGGGGGGGGAGUGGGAAUACGUUCAUCUAUUGCACAAAUGGUACAAAGGUACUGUUUCGUUUGUAGACAUGAAUGUGAUGUGUGCUGUGCAAGACGCUGGCAGGCCAGCACUGAUCAAUGGAAUUAUAUAUCCUAAACAAGAAUCAUUCUAUAGCAGAGAAUUGUGGAACCGUGUCCUUACUGCGAGCCGAAUAGGACUUUCAAAUUCUAGAUUUGAAGCUUUCGUGACUGCAAGGAUUCAAACUCUUAGUUUUUUCGGUAAAGUCACGUGACUUACCGAAAAAACUAAGAGUAGGACUUUCAAACUCAUUUGGUGGGCCCGCACGUUAGUUGGCACCAAACAGCUAGGACUGUAUGCAUCGAAUGGGUCUGCACGGCACAUCUUGAAAGACAACAGAGCGGCUGAACGUGCUAAAACUAGAAAGUUGUUCUAGAUUUGAAGCUUUCGUGACUGCAAGGAUUCAUAUUCUUAAGUUUUUUCAGUAAAGUCACGUAGGUAAAAAAAUGUUAAUUAAUAAAAGUAAAAUAAAAAUAAAAUAAAAAUCACGACGUUUCGGAGGCAACACAAGCUUCCGUCUUCAGGUGGAACCGUCACAGCACGAUAGCUGUAUCAAUAGCUGUAUGAAAACGGAAGCUUGUGUUGCCUCCGAAACGUCGUGAUUUUUAUUUUAUUUUUAUUUUACUUAUAUUAUUUUUUAUUAUGUUUUUUACCUACGUGACUUUACCGAAAAAACCUAAGUAUAGAAACUUGUUGCUUUUUCCGGGUCAAAAAUAUGCCCCUCUAACAUCUGAUUAGUGUGGCUAAAAUCCUUGGAGUGGUGGAUAAUUAUUGUUUGUGCGGCCUUUGCGCAGUGGUAGGCCUGUCCACAUGAAAUAAAUUCACUGGUACUAUUCAAUACGCAGGGCCAUAGGUUCCCAACUUCUGUUCUAUAGGUGAAUAUCAUCAGCCUUAGGGCCACUUAUAUUUUGGUGCUAUUCAGCCAUUUAAAUGUUUGGUCAUAGUGUCUAUGAGGACGUUGUAAAUUACAUGUUUUUUUGGAAUCUGUGUUUUUCAACAGAAUGCAAUUAUUCUGUCCGUGUGCUUUAAUUCCCGUACAGAUAAUGUUUCAUUUAUUUUAAAUUAUGUAACUGCAACGGCCUAAUUGGUUUGUAUGUUAAAAUAUAUAUGCACACUUUUGAAGUAAGUAUGGCAUGCAAAUUAAAUGUAAUGACUUUAAUCUGGUGAUAUUCAUGCCAGUGAUGAUGUUUAAAAAAAAAAGUAAACUUUUAUGUCAACCAUCAUUUAUCAUUUUAAUCAACUAAACAUUUUUUUACAUUUUUUAAAACUUACCGUUCACAUACUUGAGGCCUUGUUAUCAAUCUACUCUGGAUAUUUUCGUUUUAGUUUUAUCGAACACCAAUAAUCUUUUGCAUUCACACGCGUAUAUUGCAUCCGCAAAGCAAUUCUUUAAAAGAUGUUUUUGUAUUCCUGACAUACUAUUUUGCACUGUACUUUACGUAAAAUCAUGGUGCUAGCACUGUUUGAAAUAAAACUUGUCAUGCAAAAAUAAAGAAAUAAACGCUACAACGUUGUAUGUGUCAUCUAUUGUCCUCUCUUAAUAGACAGUUCUUUGAUAUUAUCUCCAGCCUUUGUGUCUUGGGAUCUCCCCGAAUCCACCGAAUCCAAUCACGGGGCAAUCCUUCUAACCCUAAGAAUAUUAUUUCCAAA
Lethenteron reissneri (Far Eastern brook lamprey) is the source of this 11819-nucleotide messenger RNA. RefSeq names its product A disintegrin and metalloproteinase with thrombospondin motifs 7-like. NCBI's taxonomy places the organism in Eukaryota, Metazoa, Chordata, Hyperoartia, Petromyzontiformes, Petromyzontidae. The record is from RefSeq and is a predicted model, not a curated record. Gene Ontology annotation, cellular component: extracellular matrix. Gene Ontology annotation, biological process: proteolysis; extracellular matrix organization. Gene Ontology annotation, molecular function: metalloendopeptidase activity.